Molecule: messenger RNA, 477 nt
Organism: Gaeumannomyces tritici R3-111a-1
Lineage: Eukaryota; Fungi; Ascomycota; Sordariomycetes; Magnaporthales; Magnaporthaceae
Exons: 3
Coding region: 1-477 (158 amino acids)
Source: RefSeq, a predicted model, not a curated record
AUGAUCAUCAUGAUCCACCAAGGCAGGACUGACCUCGACAAGACCGGCGACCACUUGGCACCCACCAAGAAGCCCCCUCAAUCCAUGAUGGCGCUCCUAGCCCUGCUCAUGCUGCUCGCACAGCAGGCGGCCGCCGACCUCAGCUGCCGCCCCCAGGGCCCCAUCGUCCCGCCGCCCCUGGACCUGGACGCCUCGCCCGCCUUCCGCCUCGCCGCGGACCGGCUCGCCCAGGCCCUCGACGGCGCCGUCAACGGGAGCAUCCCGGCGGGCUGGGCGGCCGAGAACGGGUCCUUCUCGGUCGCGCUCGUGUCGGUCGGGCAGCGCGACCCCAAGGUCCCGCUGUGGGAGUACCACCACCUCGCGCGCGGCAACGUCAGGGGCACCAGGCGCCUGGACAGGGACUCGCAGUACCUGAUCGGGUCCAUAUCCAAGGUCGUCACCGGCGCCGUCCCCUUCCUCGCCCAUCUCGUGGGGUAA